GUGUCAUCUUACAAUGACAACACACUGCCUGCUGACCAGACGCUAAGGAAAAGUCCAUCAGACUUUGCUGAAGUAUUUGGGGCCUCACUGGAUUCACUGGAGGUAGGCUUCACCUAAACAUAUUUUUGAUAUUAACUCAGCAUACUCAUUGACCUGAAUCAUCCAGGAAAUUCAAAUUAUUAAUAUCAACCUUCUUAAAGUUAUCAAUGCGUUGGCUUUAGAACAUUUAAUUCAAAUCACAUGUAUUCCUUCUUCGUGCUAUGAUCUGUCGCUGUCCAUGGUCCUUAAAAGAACAACUAAUCCUAAAAUUCAGACCCUUUGAAAUCAGUGUAUCAAACGGACCUUGGUAGUAAAAUAUGGAAUUAAGAUUUGACAUUCUGUUUUUUGCGUGGUAUUACUAUGAGGCACUUAUUUACAUCAGAGUAUUGUAUUGAAUCCAGUACAAAAUUCAUUUUUUGGCUGUCCACAGAAACUAUGAAAGCAUUACAUUUAUUACAUAAAACAUUAUUUUGGAUGAGAAUAGAGCCUGCUUGCAAUGCAAUCGAAUGCAACAAUCAAAAAUAAUAUUCUAUCCCAUUCCAAUAAUUUUAACUUCUUGAUAUGUGUUCAAUUAAUGUUCUCCUCUCGGCUGUUAUUUUUUGGUGAUGUUGAUUUCAAUCGCAAUAUAGUUUAAGGUAUUUCUCAUCGUUUGGGCUGAUUUACAUGUACAUGAAAUACACAGAAUUGUAGAAACACUUACUAUUAUCCUGCACUCAUACAGGCCCAUUUUGUUGCAAUAUAAAACAACAUAAUGAGUCUUUAUAUUUUUGUUGUCCUUCAGUGUUUUUCCUUCGUGAAGAACUUCAAUGUGCAUGACAAACUCCUAAGUUGGCACUUCAUGUUGCUUGUCUGUUCAUCAGACCCGAGGUGCUUUCCCAUACAUUGAGUUAUGUUUUGUUAACAACAUGCAUGGUGACUGUAUCUUGUAAUCUUUCGAACAUGCUGUGAGGGUCGCUGUCUACCAGUCGAAAAGUGAAAUAGGUUGCAUGCGAAAUCGUCCCCACCCACAGUUGUCUUACUCAUUGUUUGCCAUAACACUUGAAUCAUUCACGUAUGUGCAUUUCCUGUGUGUUUGUGUGGAAUACCGACCAAGUCUUUGUUAUUGUUGAUUCAUUUUGGUUGCUGGAGGAUGGCAUAUAACGGAUUGCAACUGAAUAUUUUCUGCGGCUCACUUCUUUUGCUAUUAGGAUUGCAGCUCUCUCAUGGCGAUGUGAGCUAUUCUUUUCCGGAGGAAAUGAAACGCGGUUCAGUGAUUGGAAACAUAGCCAAGGAUCUUGGCCUACAAGUAAGCAGACUUCCACCUCGGAAGGCUCGAAUUGUCCUCGAAGGAAACCGUAAACGUUAUUGUGAGAUUAACCUUGUUACCGGAGAACUGGUCGUCGCUGAUCGGAUUGACCGAGAGGAGCUCUGUGGAGCGAAGAUUUCAUGCAUUUUGAAAUGUGAAUUGGUACUUGAGGACCCACUCGAAUCGCACCGGAUAUCUGUGCAAAUUCAGGAUGUAAAUGACAAUCCACCAGUUUUCGUUAAGGAUGCGGUUAAAUUGGAAAUCGGGGAAUCCACUCCCAAAGGCUCUCGCUAUAGAAUAAAUGCGGCACGCGAUGCAGACAUAGGACAAAACGCUGUGCAAAACUACGUUUUACAGAAAAACAAUUAUUUUGCGCUCAACGUACUUACUAAUUCUGUUGGUACAAAAUACAGUGAGAUCAUUUUGGAUAGAGAAUUAGAUCGUGAAGAAGAGCAAGAGGUGAUCUUAUUGUUGACAGCCGUCGAUGGUGGUAACCCUCAGAAAUCAGGUACCGCUGUCAUUCAAAUCACUGUACUGGAUGCUAAUGAUAACGCCCCCGUUUUCAGCCAGGCCGUUUAUGAGGCUACUCUACCUGAAAACUCUCCUGUAGACACCGUGGUAGUGGCAGUGAGUGCUACUGAUGCAGAUGAAGGCGUGAAUGGUAAAGUAACAUAUGAUUUCAGUGGAAUAAGUGAUAUCGCAAAAGAAAUAUUUGCAUUGAAUGAACACACUGGAGAAAUUACAGUCGCAAAAAAUGUCGACUAUGAAGAAGAAACAAAAUUUGAAAUGCUCAUUGAGGGAAAGGAUGGCUAUGGCCUUUCUUCAGAAACAAAGGUGGUAAUAGAUAUUACUGAUGUGAAUGACAAUGCCCCAGUGAUACAUAUUAAUUCAUUAGCAAACCCCAUACCC
Anarrhichthys ocellatus (wolf-eel) is the source of this 2233-nucleotide messenger RNA. RefSeq names its product protocadherin beta-1-like. The annotation marks the transcript as partial. The record is from RefSeq and is a predicted model, not a curated record. Gene Ontology annotation, molecular function: calcium ion binding. Gene Ontology annotation, cellular component: plasma membrane. The transcript has a single exon. Gene Ontology annotation, biological process: homophilic cell-cell adhesion. Lineage: Eukaryota; Metazoa; Chordata; Actinopteri; Perciformes; Anarhichadidae.